Doryrhamphus excisus (bluestripe pipefish) is the source of this 1250-nucleotide messenger RNA. It is a transcript of the gene cdipt, whose product is annotated as CDP-diacylglycerol--inositol 3-phosphatidyltransferase (phosphatidylinositol synthase). Gene Ontology annotation, biological process: phosphatidylinositol biosynthetic process. The record is from RefSeq and is a predicted model, not a curated record. Lineage: Eukaryota; Metazoa; Chordata; Actinopteri; Syngnathiformes; Syngnathidae. Gene Ontology annotation, cellular component: Golgi apparatus; membrane. Gene Ontology annotation, molecular function: CDP-diacylglycerol-inositol 3-phosphatidyltransferase activity.
AACAAACACGCAGUGGUUGGGCUCGUGCAGGACUUCAUUCUCCCACUGCUCCCAGUAAGACCUUCCAAAGGUGGAAACACCCCACCAGCGUCCCCAAAUUUGGGCUGCAAACCACGCCCCCUCGCGGAGACACGCCCCCUCACGGCCACACGUCAUCUCAAUGAAAAGCUCUGACUUCGACGGCUAGCGUCAACUUGAUUAGCCUCGUCCCAGUAUUCCCACGCUGCAACCCGCCAGCGUGUUUUCUCUUCCUUCUCAUCCUAACGCAGACAUGACGCAGGAAAACAUCUUCCUCUUCGUUCCUAAUUUGAUCGGUUACGCUCGCAUCAUCUUGGCGCUGCUGGCCUUCUUCCUGAUGCCCUGCUGCCCCUGGUCCGCCUGCUCCUGCUACCUGCUGAGCGCGCUGCUGGACGCCUUCGAUGGCCACGCCGCCCGGGCGCUCAAUCAGUCCACCCGCUUUGGCGCCAUGUUGGACAUGCUGACGGACCGCUGCGCCACCAUGUGUCUGCUGGUCAACCUGUCCCUGCUCUACCCCGCCUACACCUUCCUCUUCCAGCUCAGCAUGUGUCUGGACAUCUCCAGCCACUGGCUGCACCUGCACAGCUCCACCAUCAAAGGAGCAGCCAGCCACAAGAGCAUCGACCUCUCGGGCAACCCUUUCCUGCGCAUCUACUACACCAACAAGGUGGUUCUCUUCUUCAUGUGUAUGGGAAACGAGCUCUUCUUCUGUUUGCUCUACAUCCUCCAUCACGUCCCGGAGCCCGCAGCGUGGGUCUACGGGCUGCUGGGACUCAGCGGGAUGGUGUGUCUGCUCAAGUCGGCCAUCAGCCUGCUGCACCUCAUCACCGCCUCCCAGAACAUGGCCACCCUGGACGCCGCGGAGCGCGCCCAGGCCGGCAAGGCGCACUGAGAGCUCUGACGUCUGGUCUUCAGUUGACUUCACGCUGACCAAAUUUCCAUGUGGCUUCUUCAAUGCAACGGGUACUUUAUCGCCAUUUUAACGCCAUUAUUUAUUCUUGUGGGGACCUCAAGCCAACUUGUUUUUUUAGGGUGUUAGAGUCACUUUAGCCACACAAACUAAACAAAAGUGGAGCAAAAGGUUUGAAGGUAAGGUCUUAUGUGUGAGAAAGGGUGUCGCAUUGGAUUGGUUUGCUUCUGUCGUGGUAGAACGUGUGAAUAUUCGCCGAAUGUAUUAUUGGAGGAAGUUUGCAGUGCUGUAUUUAAGGGACUUGUGCACCAAUAAAGAUGUA